AUGACUGAUGACUGUAUAUGUGGUGAUGACUGUAUAUGUGGUGAUGACUGUAUAUGUGGUGAUGACUGUAUAUGUGGUGAUGACUGGAUAUGUGGUGAUGACUGUAUAUGUGGUGAUGACUGUAUAUGUGGUGAUGACUGUAUAUGUGGUGAUGACUGUAUAUGUGGUGAUGACUGUAUAUGUGGUGAUGACUGUAUAUGUGGUGAUGACUGGAUAUGUGGUGAUGACUGUAUAUGUGGUGAUGACUGUAUAUGUGGUGAUGACUGUAUAUGUGGUGAUGACUGGAUAUGUGGUGAUGACUGUAUAUGUGGUGAUGACUGUAUAUGUGGUGAUGACUGUAUAUGUGGUGAUGACUGGAUAUGUGGUGAUGACUGUAUAUGUGGUGAUGACUGUAUAUGUGGUGAUGACUGUAUAUGUGGUGAUGACUGGAUAUGUGGUGAUGACUGGAUAUGUGGUGAUGACUGGAUAUGUGGUGAUGACUGGAUAUGUGGUGAUGACUGGAUAUGUGGUGAUGACUGGAUAUGUGGUGAUGACUGGAUAUGUGGUGAUGACUGGAUAUGUGGUGAUGACUGGAUAUGUGGUGAUGACUGGAUAUGUGGUGAUGACUGGAUAUGUGGUGAUGACUGUGUAUGUGGUGAUGACUGA
Procambarus clarkii (red swamp crayfish) is the source of this 645-nucleotide messenger RNA. RefSeq lists its product as uncharacterized. The record is from RefSeq and is a predicted model, not a curated record. Lineage: Eukaryota; Metazoa; Arthropoda; Malacostraca; Decapoda; Cambaridae.